UAAGCCCCAAGAAAACAAAAUAAAGAAGAACGAACAAACAGAAAAAAAAAACACUUAGAGCAAAGAUCUGGUCACAACCACAAGACACGGAUCGAUGAAUAGAAUAGUAAAGUUUGAAAGCUCCAUGACGAAGAUGUCUGCUAAGAUGCGCCACGGUCUCACGACAGCGCUCCUUCUGUUCAUUAUGGUUCCGGUCGGUGAGACGAUUUGGCUAGACGUGCCUCCCUCGGGAACAAAGUGCGUGUCUGAAGAAAUACAGAGCAAUAUUGUCGUCUUGGCCGAUUACAUCAUCAUCUCCGAGGAUCAUUCCAUCAAACCCACUAUAUCCGCCAAGGUGACGUCCCCAUACGGAAACAAUCUGCACCAUUCAGAAAACGUGACGCAUGGAGAAUUUGCAUUUACGACAAAAGAAUCAGGGAACUACAUAGCCUGCUUUUGGGCAGAUGCAAAGAGUCACGGCAACAAGGACGUUAGCAUCAACGUUGAAUGGAAAACUGGAAUCGCUACUAAGGAUUGGGCUUCUAUUGCUAAGAAAGAGAAGCUCGAGGGAGUGGAGCUGGAGAUUAGGAAACUUGAAGGCGCAGUCGAAGCCAUCCAUGAAAAUCUAAUCUACCUAAGAAACAAAGAAGCAGACAUGAGGACAGUGAGUGAGAAAACGAACUCGCGAGUAGCUUGGUGCAGUAUGAUGUCGCUGGGCAUUUGCAUUGUUGUCUCUGGAUUACAGGUAGUCUACUUGAAGCAUUACUUUGAGAAGAAGAAGCUUAUCUAAGCUUUUUGACUCAUCCACUUCCUUCUAAGAGUUUCUAAUUAAAGGAACCAUAUUCAUUUUCCUCUCUUUUCUUUCUUGUUUACAUAUUUUUGCACCUUAUGUUAGUUAAGGGCUAUAAGCCUAAACAUGUUCUAUCUCUUUUUUAUUUAUUUAUUUACAUCAACUUAUUAUUGUAU
This is a messenger RNA of Raphanus sativus (radish), 945 nucleotides long. RefSeq names its product transmembrane emp24 domain-containing protein p24delta3-like. The transcript is spliced from 4 exons. NCBI's taxonomy places the organism in Eukaryota, Viridiplantae, Streptophyta, Magnoliopsida, Brassicales, Brassicaceae. Gene Ontology annotation, biological process: Golgi organization; endoplasmic reticulum to Golgi vesicle-mediated transport; intracellular protein transport. Bases 95 to 769 code for a protein of 224 amino acids. The record is from RefSeq and is a predicted model, not a curated record. Gene Ontology annotation, cellular component: Golgi apparatus; endoplasmic reticulum; COPII-coated ER to Golgi transport vesicle.